Molecule: messenger RNA, 1584 nt
Organism: Schistocerca serialis cubense
Lineage: Eukaryota; Metazoa; Arthropoda; Insecta; Orthoptera; Acrididae
Gene: sim
Product: single-minded homolog 2
Exons: 10
Coding region: 1-1584 (527 amino acids)
Biological process (GO): regulation of transcription by RNA polymerase II
Cellular component (GO): transcription regulator complex; nucleus; cytoplasm
Molecular function (GO): RNA polymerase II transcription regulatory region sequence-specific DNA binding; protein dimerization activity; DNA-binding transcription factor activity, RNA polymerase II-specific
Source: RefSeq, a predicted model, not a curated record
AUGAAGGAGAAGAGCAAGAACGCGGCCCGCAGCCGGCGCGAGAAGGAGAACGCCGAGUUCCUGGAGCUGGCCAAGCUGCUGCCGCUGCCCGCCGCCAUCACCUCACAGCUCGACAAGGCCUCCAUCAUCCGCCUCACCACCAGCUACCUCAAAAUGCGACACGUCUUCCCCGACGGUCUGGGCGACGCGUGGGGAGCGGCGCCGCCGCCGGCGAAUCCGCGUGAGUCCUGCAUCAAGGAGCUGGGUUCGCACCUCCUGCAGACCCUGGAUGGCUUCAUCUUCGUGGUGGCGCCCGACGGCAAGAUCAUGUACAUCUCCGAGACGGCGUCCGUGCACCUCGGCCUCUCCCAGGUGGAGCUGACGGGCAACAGCAUCUACGAGUACAUACACCCGGGAGACCACGAGGAGAUGACCUCCGUCCUCAGCAGCGCGCAGCCCGUCUUCACGCACAACCCGCUGGUGCACGAAUUCGAACUCGAACGAGCGUUCUUUUUGCGAAUGAAGUGCGUCCUGGCCAAGAGGAAUGCCGGCCUCACGACGGGGGGCUACAAGGUGAUCCACUGCUCUGGCUACCUGAAGGUGAAGCAGUUCACUCUGGAGUCUUCUCCGUACGACAGCUGCUACCAGAACGUGGGGCUCGUCGCGGUGGGUCACUCGCUGCCCCCCAGCGCCAUCACCGAGAUCAAGCUGCAUUGCAACAUGUUCAUGUUCCGCGCCAGCCUCGACCUCAAGCUCAUCUUCCUCGACGCCAGGGUGGCGCAGCUGACGGGCUACGAGCCGCAGGACCUGAUCGAGAAGACGUUGUACCAGUAUAUCCACGGCUGCGACAUGAUGCACAUGCGAUACGCACACCAUACGCUUUUGUUCAAGGGCCAAGUAACAACGAAAUACUACCGGUUUCUGACGAAGGAUGGUGGCUGGGUGUGGAUGCAGAGCUACGCCACGAUCGUCCACAAUAGCCGAUCCUCGCGGCCUCAUUGCGUCGUUAGCGUCAACUACGUGCUCAGCGAGCAGGAGUUGAAGGAGCUGGUGCUGAACGUGGAGCAGAUCGCGGGCCGCGAGGAGCUGGGGUCUGAGGGCCCGCCGGCCAAGGCGCGCUCGCCCGUGCGGCAGGCCAAGUUCCGGCCGCUGGCGGCGCCGGCUGCCGCGCCCACGCCCGACGACGACUACAGCGACUCGUCGAGCGGCGCGCUCGCCGGCUACGCGGCCGACUACGUGGGGCCGCCCCCGCAGUACCCCGCAGCCGGCGGCUACGAGGAGCCCGCCUUCUACUCCGAGCUGUUCUACCCGUACGCCGAGCCGCGGCCGUUCAGCUCGUCGUCCAGCAGCUGCAGCAGCUCGGAGAGCGACGUGCAGCCGCCGGCCUUCUGCAUGCCGCUGCACGGGCCCGCCGCGCCCCAGCAGCCGCAGUUCGGCCUCGCCUGCAGCUUCGGCGACGGCCAGCAGGGCGCCGGCCAGCCCUACCACCACCACCACCACCACCACCAUCACCACCAGCAGCAGGCGGCGCUGGCGCAGCCCGGCUACACCAGCGUCAUCGUCGACACGCAGCAGUACCAGCUGGCCAACGAGUACGUCCGCUGA